Molecule: messenger RNA, 1651 nt
Organism: Hydractinia symbiolongicarpus
Lineage: Eukaryota; Metazoa; Cnidaria; Hydrozoa; Anthoathecata; Hydractiniidae
Product: tRNA N(3)-methylcytidine methyltransferase METTL2-like
Exons: 10
Coding region: 61-1065 (334 amino acids)
Molecular function (GO): tRNA (cytidine-N3)-methyltransferase activity
Source: RefSeq, a predicted model, not a curated record
AGCAUCGCCUGUUCUUACCACAUUCCCUAUAAUUUAUGAUAUAAUUAGUAAAUAAACAAAAUGGCUGAAAAGACAUGUGCUUCUGACUCAGAAGAGAAGCGACCCCAAUUUGGGAGUAGAUAUUUGACAGAUAAUUCAAAUGUUUUUGAACAUAAUGCCUGGGAUGAUGUGGAAUGGGACAGUGAACUUGAGGAAGAAGCUAAAGAAAAGAUUAAAAUUAAUUCCGUUGUUUCAUUGAAUGAAGAUGAAAUAGAAAAGUAUGAAGAAGAUGCUGGAAAAUUCUGGGAUAUAUUUUAUUGUCAACAUCAAAACAAGUUUUUUAAAGAUAGACACUGGCUUUUUACUGAAUUUCAAGAAUUAGCGCCACAAGGCUGGGAUGGACCUAUCAAAGUUGGGACAGAGGACCAAAACAUUGUAGAAAAAAGUUUUAAAAAGAUGACUGUAACUGAUGAUGUUAGUUUUCCAGGAUGUACGGCUAAAAUCCGAAUUAUGGAGGUUGGUUGUGGUGUUGGAAAUACUGUUUUUCCUAUCCUUCAAACCAAUAAUGAUCCUGACCUGUUUGUUUACUGUUGUGAUUUUGCUGACUCAGCGAUAAAAAUAGUGAAGAACCAUGCUUUGUACGACACGUCAAGAUGUCAUGCUUUUGUUUUUGAUGCAACCGACGAGCAGUCCAACUAUCCAUUUCCAAAGCAGUCAUUAGAUAUGGUUGUGUUGAUCUUUGUGUUAUCUGCUAUACAUCCAGACAAGAUGUUGUGGACGUUAAAGCGACUUACAGAGUACCUAAAACCUGGUGGAGUUAUUUUGUUUCGAGAUUACGGUCGUUACGAUAUGGCGCAACUUCGAUUUAAACCAGGCCGUUGUUUAAGCGAAAAUUUUUACGUUAGAGGAGAUGGAACUAGAGUGUAUUUUUUCACUCAAGAUGAAAUAGAUGAAAUGUUCACCAAAUGUGGUUUGAUGAAAAAACAAAAUAUAAUUGACCGCAGACUGCAAGUGAAUCGCGGUCGUCAGCUGAAAAUGUAUCGAGUGUGGGUGCAAUGUAAAUACCAAAAACCUCCAAUCGAAUAAAUAUUAAUCUCCAUGAAGAAUAAUCGUGCAGAUUGAUUCUGCGCGGUAAAUCCUAAUUGGAUAUAUAUUUUUUACCCACAAUGCUUUUGUUUUCAUGAAACAUGUUAAUACAUUAAUCGAAUGUUACUAGUAUAGCGGAAGUCCUGACAGAGCUGACUGGUCACUAUUCUAACUACAGCAUGUAAAUCUUCAUGAUUGAGAGGUUGAGAGGGGCGUAACCGCCCAUAACAGCAUAACAAAUAACGUGGUGAGAAUCGUUGAUAUGAUACCAGUGAAGAUUUUGAAAAUAAAUAGUAUAAAUGAUAUUUUCAUGUCAUCUAUUGUAUAUUAAAAUAAUGUGGUGUUUCUUCUGUCAGCAAUUUACAUGAAGGUCACUACAGUUUUUGUUGGUGGAAGGUUAUUGAAACGAUUUUUUUGCUGAAAUUGUGAGAAAAAAAUUGUUAAUAUAAACGUAGCUAUGUUUGUUUAUAAAAAUUCCGUGAAAAAACAACGUGUUAAAUUUAUGGUCCAACUCUCCACCCCACUUUAUGGUCAAACUCACCCCACUGCUUCCACUCGACGACAAAACGGACACUGUCCAAAAGGU